AUGCCGGAUCGCAGUGUGGAGUAUCGCACCGACCGGAGGGACUCCCUGAGUGUCCGGCCCCACAUGGACCUGUCUGCCCGCACCAGCAGCAGCCCUCAUCCCUCCAGUUACCCUCACCUUACAGCUCCAGUCCCCCUGUCAUCCCGCCAGUCCAUUUCAUACCUCCAAUUCCCCUGCCACCUCUCCAGCCCUCUCCUCAUCUCUCCGGUCUUCCCUCCUGUUACAUCUCCAGCCUUCUCCUCAUCCCUCCCCUCAUGUCUCCAGUCCUCCUAUUACCUCUCUAACCCUCCUGUCACCUCUCCAGCCACCCCCUCAUCCCUCCAGUCCUCCUGUCACCCUGUGGCCUCCACCUUCAGUCCUUCUAGCAUCCCUGCUGUCACCUCUCCAGUCCUGCCCUCAUCCCUGCAGUUACCCUCACCUUCCACCUCCAGUCCUCCCCUCAUCCCUGCAGUUACCCUCACCUUCCACCUCCAGUUACCCUCACCUCAUCCCUGCAGUUACCCUCACCUUCCACCUCCAGUUACCCUCACCUUCCACCUCCAGUCCUCCUCUCAUCCCUGUAGUUACCUUCACCUUCCACCUCCAGUCCUCCCCUCAUCCGUCCAGUUACCCUCACCUUCCACCUCCAGUCCUCCCCUCAUCCCUGCAGUUACCCUCACCUUCCACCUCCAGUCCUCCCCUCAUCCCUGCAGUUACCCUCACCUUCCACCUCCAGUCCUCCCCUCAUCCCUGCAGUUACCCUCACCUUCCACCUCCAGUCCUCCCCUCAUCCCUCCAGUUACCCUCACCUUCCACCUUCAAUCCUCCCGUCAUCCCUGCAGUUACCCUCACCUUGCACCUCCAGUCCUCCCCUCAUCCCUGCAGUUACCCUCACCUUGCACCUCCAGUCCUCCCCUCAUCCCUGCAGUUACCCUCACCUUCCACCUCCAGUCCUCCCCUCAUCCCUGCAGUUACCCUCACCUUGCACCUCCAGUCCUCCCCUCAUCCCUGCAGUUACCCCCACCUUCCACCUCCAGUCCUCCCCUCAUCCCUCCAGUUACCCCCACCUUCCACCUCCAGUCCUCCCCUCAUCCCUCCAGUUACCCCCACCUUCCACCUCCAGUCCUCCCCUCAUCCCUCCAGUUACCCCCACCUUCCACCUCCAGUCCUCCCCUCAUCCCUCCAGUUACCCCCACCUCCAGUCCUCCCCUCAUCCCUCCAAUUACCCCCACCUUCCACCUCCAGUCACCCCCACCUUCCACCUCCAGUCCUCCCCUCAUCCCUGCAGUUACCCUCACCUUGCACCUCCAGUCCUCCCCUCAUCUUCCACCUCCAGUCCUCCCCUCAUCCCUCCAGUUACCCUCACCUUCCACCUCCAGUCCUCCCCUCAUCCCUGCAGUUACCCUCACCUUCCCCCUCCAGUCCUCCUGUCAUCCCUGCAGUUACCCUCACCUUCCCCCUCCAGUCCUCCUGUCAUCCCUGCAGUUACCCUCACCUUCCCCCUCCAGUCCUCCUGUCAUCCCUGCAGUUACCCUCACCUUGCACCUCCAGUCCUCCCCUCAUCCCUGCAGUUACCCUCACCUUGCACCUCCAGUCCUCCCCUCAUCCCUCCAGUUAACCUCACCUUGCACCUCCAAUCCUCCGGUCAUCCCUGCAGUUACCCUCACCUUGCACCUCCAAUCCUCCUGUCAUCCCUGCAGUUACCCUCACCUUGCACCUCCAAUCCUCCUGUCAUCCCUGCAGUUACCCUCACCUUGCACCUCCAGUCCUCCCCUCAUCCUCCAGUUUCCCCCACCUCCAAUCCUCCUGUCAUCCCUGCAGUUACCCUCACCUUGCACCUCCAAUCCUCCUGUCAUCCCUGCAGUUACCCUCACCUUCCACCUCCAGUCCUCCCCUCAUCCCUCCAGUUACCCUCACCUUCCCCCUCCAGUCCUCCUGUCAUCCCUGCUGUCACCUCUCCAACCCUCCCCUCACCCUGUGGCCUCCACCUUCCACCUCUCCAGUGACUGA
Messenger RNA from Bufo gargarizans (Asiatic toad), 1989 nucleotides. RefSeq names its product proline-rich extensin-like protein EPR1. Lineage: Eukaryota; Metazoa; Chordata; Amphibia; Anura; Bufonidae. The transcript is spliced from 2 exons. The record is from RefSeq and is a predicted model, not a curated record. The coding region runs from base 1 to 1989 and encodes 662 amino acids.